CACACCAAGGGCCCCUUCCUGGUCAGCGCUCCGCUGUCCACCAUCAUCAACUGGGAGCGGGAGUUCCAGAUGUGGGCCCCCAACUUCUACGUGGUGACCUACACGGGGGACAAGGACAGCCGCUCCAUCAUCCGGGAGAACGAGUUCUCCUUCGAGGACAACGCCAUAAAGGGCGGGAAGAAGGCCUUCAAGAUGAAAAGAGAAGCUCAGGUGAAGUUCCACGUCCUCCUCACCUCCUACGAGCUGGUCACCAUCGACCAGGCUGCUCUGGCGUCCAUCCGGUGGGCCUGCCUCGUCGUGGAUGAAGCUCACCGGCUGAAGAACAACCAGUCCAAAUUCUUCAGGGUGCUAAAUGGAUACAAGAUCGACCACAAGCUGCUCCUGACGGGGACUCCGUUGCAGAACAACCUGGAGGAACUGUUCCACCUGCUGAAUUUCCUUACACCUGAGAGAUUCAACAACCUGGAAGGCUUCCUGGAGGAAUUUGCCGACAUCUCCAAGGAGGACCAAAUCAAAAAGCUCCACGACUUACUGGGCCCCCACAUGCUGCGCCGACUGAAGGCCGACGUCUUCAAGAACAUGCCGGCCAAGACGGAGCUCAUUGUUCGGGUGGAGCUCAGCCCCAUGCAGAAGAAAUACUACAAGUACAUCUUGACUCGCAACUUUGAAGCCUUGAAUUCACGUGGAGGUGGGAACCAAGUGUCUUUGCUCAAUAUCAUGAUGGACCUGAAGAAAUGCUGUAACCACCCCUACCUCUUCCCUGUUGCUGCAAUGGAGUCCCCCAAACUGCCAAGUGGUGCCUACGAAGGGGGGGCGCUCAUCAAGUCCUCUGGGAAGCUGAUGUUGUUGCAGAAGAUGUUGAGGAAGCUGAAAGAGCAGGGCCACCGGGUGCUGAUCUUCUCCCAGAUGACCAAAAUGCUGGACCUCCUUGAGGAUUUCCUUGACUACGAAGGUUACAAGUACGAGCGCAUCGAUGGAGGCAUCACUGGCGCCCUGAGGCAAGAGGCUAUCGACAGGUUCAAUGCGCCAGGAGCCCAGCAGUUUUGCUUCCUGCUCUCUACCCGGGCCGGGGGUCUGGGCAUCAACUUGGCCACAGCAGACACCGUCAUCAUCUUCGACUCAGACUGGAAUCCCCACAACGAUAUUCAGGCUUUCAGCAGAGCUCAUCGCAUUGGCCAGGCCAACAAGGUGAUGAUCUACCGCUUUGUCACACGGGCCUCAGUCGAGGAGCGGAUCACGCAGGUGGCCAAGCGCAAGAUGAUGCUGACGCACCUGGUGGUGCGCCCAGGACUGGGCUCCAAGUCAGGCAGCAUGUCCAAGCAGGAGCUGGACGACAUCCUAAAGUUCGGCACCGAGGAGCUCUUCAAGGAUGAAAACGAAGGGGAGAACAAAGAAGAGGACAGCAGCGUCAUCCACUACGACAACGAAGCCAUCGCGCGCCUGCUGGACCGCAACCAGGAUGCCACCGACGAUGCAGACGUUCAGAACAUGAACGAGUACCUCAGCUCCUUCAAGGUGGCCCAGUACGUGGUUCGGGAGGAAGACAAGAUCGAGGAGAUCGAGCGGGAGAUCAUCAAGCAAGAAGAGAACGUGGACCCCGACUACUGGGAGAAGUUGCUGCGGCACCAUUACGAGCAGCAGCAGGAGGACUUGGCCCGCAACCUGGGCAAAGGGAAGCGGGUGCGCAAGCAGGUCAACUACAACGAUGCUGCCCAGGAGGACCAAGACAACCAGUCCGAGUACUCGGUGGGCUCUGAGGAGGAGGAUGAAGAUUUCGACGAGAGGCCGGAAGGUCGCCGACAGUCCAGACGGCAGCUCCGGAAUGAGAAGGACAAACCUCUCCCCCCGCUCCUGGCCCGGGUCGGUGGGAACAUUGAGGUCCUGGGUUUCAACACUCGCCAGCGCAAGGCCUUCCUGAAUGCUGUCAUGCGCUGGGGCAUGCCUCCCCAAGAUGCCUUCACCUCCCAGUGGCUGGUCCGGGACUUGCGGGGCAAGACGGAGAAAGAAUUUAAGGCCUACGUCUCUCUCUUCAUGAGACACCUCUGCGAGCCCGGGGCCGACGGCUCAGACACCUUCGCUGACGGGGUGCCCAGGGAAGGGCUGUCGAGGCAGCAGGUCCUGACCCGGAUAGGCGUCAUGUCUCUGGUGAAGAAAAAGGUGCAGGAGUUUGAGCAUAUCAACGGGCGUUGGAGCAUGCCGGAGUUGAUGCCUGACCCCAGUGCCGACUCCAAGAAGUCCUCCCGAGCCUCGUCCCCCACUAUCAAAACCUCCACCACCACCCCGGACCCCAGCUGCACUAACACGCCCUGCACCUCCAAGCCAGCUACGCCAGCUCCAAGCGACAAAGGGGACGGGGGGACCCUGGCCGAAAAGGAGGAGCCGGAGACCAAAGACGAGAAACCGGAGAAGGAGGCCAAGAGCAGUGAGAAAAUGGACACAGAGCCUUCAGCUCCUGAGCAACCCGUUUCUAAAACUUUCCCUGGGGAGAAAACAGAGCAGGAGCCGUCCAAGAAACCUGAGGAAGAGGGACCGACGGCCUCGGGAGAGAAGGAGCUGGAAGCUGAGCGUACAGUCAAGGAAGAGAGAGAGAAAUCAGUUCCAGAGGCUGAGCCAGAGAAAACUGCAGCAGACGAGAAGCCCGCUGAGAGCGAGGAGAGCAAGGAAAAGGCUGAAGGGGAGAUACAGGAGGUGAAGAAAGAGGCGAAGCCCGAGAGGGAGCUGGGAAAAGAGCCCAAAGCCGGCGGCCUCAAAGACGACGGCCGGAACAACGUCAAGAAAGAGGACAAGGCGGAGAAGCCCCGCUUCAUGUUCAACAUUGCUGACGGCGGCUUCACAGAACUCCACACCCUGUGGCAGAACGAGGAGAGAGCCGCCAUCUCCUCCAGUAAGCUUAAUGAGAUCUGGCACCGCCGGCAUGACUACUGGCUACUGGCUGGCAUCGUCCUCCACGGCUACGCUCGCUGGCAGGACAUCCAGAACGACAACCAGUUCGCCAUCAUCAACGAGCCUUUCAAGAUGGAAGCCAACAAGGGCAACUUCUUGGAAAUGAAGAACAAGUUCCUGGCCAGGAGGUUCAAGCUCUUAGAGCAGGCCCUGGUGAUUGAAGAGCAGCUGCGCCGAGCCGCCUACCUGAACAUGACUCAAGACCCCAGCCACCCGGCCAUGGCCCUCAACACCCGCUUUGCUGAGGUGGAGUGUCUGGCCGAGAGCCAUCAGCACUUGUCCAAGGAAUCCCUGGCUGGCAACAAGCCGGCCAACGCCGUCCUGCACAAGGUGCUGAACCAGUUAGAGGAACUUCUCAGUGACAUGAAAGCAGACGUGACUCGCCUGCCUGCCACGCUUUCCCGCAUCCCCCCGAUCGCUGCCCGGCUCCAGAUGUCUGAACGCAGCAUCCUCAGCCGCUUGGCCAGCAAAGGCAACGAGACUCAGCCAACCCCGGCUUUCCCCCCUGGGCCCUAUGCCACCCCUCCAACCUUUGGGAGCUCGUUUGGGGCCAGUUCUGGAGGGGUGCUGCCCACCUUGGGCGCCAACUACAGCCAAAUGCCAACUGGCUCCUUCAUCACAGCCAACGGUCCCCCCGUGAUUGUGAAGAAGGAGAAGGAAGGCGAGAGCCUAGAGAAGAAGGAGGCGAAAAGCGGGGAGGUGAUUUGCAUAGACGACUGAGGGGCACUUCCGUCUCACCCGCCCAGCCACGACUGGACUGGUUCUGCCUCCAGGCAGGGGGGAGACGCCUCCCCUUAAGCCUCUCCUCCUUUAUUUUCUGAUCACAUCGAUGGCUUUGCCUUGGCGGUUGGGAGGGGGGCGGGGGGGGUGAAUUACCCCUACUCCACCUCCUCCAUGUUUGAUUUUGUUGCUCUGUGCUUGUGCCCCUCUUUUUCCACUUUCUGGGGGUGGAGAGGUUGGGUUUCCAAGCCGAAUGGCACGGAGGAGCCACGAGGGGGGUUGGGAAGCCAGGGUUCCUGGGCUCUGUUCUUGGCUCGAGGGGUGUGGAGGAGCAGGAAUGGAACUAGAAUCCGUGACUCGUGUCUUUUUGGGUGUCCUGCCUGUGAGGGGGGAGGGAGCAGCCUGCCUCAGGGCACGUGCCCCCCCCCAGCAGCAGUUCCUCUCGGAGGAAUGCUGCAAAAAAGCGACUCUAUAAAUAUGAAUAUAUAUAUAAUGUAUACACUCUCAUCCUGUAUGUUUAACCCCCCCCCCUUCCCACUUGUGCUUGAACCCCCGAGGGGCAAUAACGGGGCAGACUGGGGAGGGGGCACACACACUCCCUGGUCAUGUUCUGUUCUGAGAACAAAUUGAGGGUGGGGGGGGGGAGUAGGAGCAGACGCCUUUCCUCCUGUAUGUAGGGCUGUGGUGGGGGGCAGGCGUCGGAUCUGUGCCUCUUCCAAGGGUGGCUUCUGCUUCGGGGAGGGGGCUUGUCUUUCUCCCCUCUUCCCCCCCCCUUCUUGUAUUUGGAAGCAUUUUGUUCUUGGGGGAGGGGGCAGGGAGGCAACAGGAGGGCCUGUGAUCUAAUUCCUAAAUCCUGCUGCCGAUUCUCAAGUCACUUCUUGCUUGUUCCUUGCAGAAUAAAAGGCACACAUGCUCUUCGGCUACAUA
Sphaerodactylus townsendi is the source of this 4590-nucleotide messenger RNA. Its product is annotated as chromodomain-helicase-DNA-binding protein 3-like. Gene Ontology annotation, biological process: negative regulation of transcription by RNA polymerase II; chromatin remodeling. The coding region runs from base 70 to 3663 and encodes 1197 amino acids. NCBI's taxonomy places the organism in Eukaryota, Metazoa, Chordata, Lepidosauria, Squamata, Sphaerodactylidae. Gene Ontology annotation, cellular component: nucleus; chromatin; NuRD complex. The transcript is spliced from 26 exons. Gene Ontology annotation, molecular function: chromatin binding; ATP hydrolysis activity; ATP binding. The record is from RefSeq and is a predicted model, not a curated record.